GAAAGUUGUUAAACGACUCUACCGUCCGGACCCGGCCUUUUACAUGGGGUUGACUUAUCGUACACUUGGCUGCGUCGUAUCGCUAUCUUAUGGAACAUCUCCGCAGCUAAGACGUAUAGUAACCACACAUACGCUGAUAAACCUAUUGGAUCAUCUAUCACCCGCAUGGCUUAUCGCAAAGUAGGAGACUAUUAUACAUUCUUUGGUAUCCCAAGAUAGAAUUCGAGUUGGAGUACAGCUCAUAGUCAGAAGCACCCGGAAAUCUAGUACAUAUAUCUUACACUCAAACAGCAAAACAAUUCAUUAUCAAAACCCAUCGCUAAUAUGGCUCCAGCCACGGUCACGAUUGCUAACGGAGCAACAUGGCAAGACGUAGCAGCCGAUCGCCAACAGCACAGGGACGCGACAAUCGCAGAAGUCAGCCCGCCGGUACCGGAUGUACGCCAGGAAGACAUCCCUCUUAAUACUACAGGAAUCCCGAAGAAACUUCUGACAAAGCAGGAAAUCGAAAUCACUAACAUAGAUGCCGAAAAUCUUGUCAAGAAGAUAACCUCAGGCGAAUGGAGCUCGACAGCAGUAACCAAUGCUUUCCUGCGACGUGCUGGCCUCGCACAGAAACUCACGAACAGUAUCACGGAAUUGUUGUCUAAACGAGCUUUGUCCAAAGCGGCCGAGCUGGACCAGUACCUGGCUACUAACAAGAAGCCUAUUGGCCCGCUUCAUGGCAUUCCGAUCAGUGUUAAGGAGCAUAUCGCCAUUAAGGGUGAAGACCUAAAUGCCGGGUUCGUAGGCUGGGUCGGCCGAGUCGCUGAGGAGGACGCGUUGAUCAUUCAGUAUCUGGAGAGCGCUGGGGCGGUGAUCUUCGCGAGAACGACUGAGCCGCAGACUUUGAUGCAAAUUGAGACGGAGAGUAAUCUAUACGGAAUUACCGUAAAUCCCUACAACACAACCUUAAGUUCCGGGGGCUCGUCCGGCGGAGAAGGCGCACUGAUCGGGCUCCGAGGCUCGAUCCUUGGAAUCGGAACAGACAUUGGCGGGUCUAUUCGCGUUCCCGCAGCCAGCAACGGGCUCUUUGGCUUCAAGCCUACCACUCUACGAUUACCAACCGACGGCUGGUCCGCCGCCAUGGCGGGCACUGAGUCUAUCCUUGGCACCACUGGUCCUAUCUCAACCAGCCUCGAGGGUCUCCGGGUUUUUACCAAGUCCAUUAUCGACCAGAAGCCCUGGCUGAAGCAACCGAGUCUGAUCGGCUUGGACUGGAGAGACUCGGCGCAGUAUUAUCCGGAUCGAAAACUUAGGGUGGGCGUUAUUUAUAACGACGGUGUUGUAAGGCCACAUCCGCCUGUGCUUAGGGCGCUAAAUGAACUUGUGGGAAAACUGCAGAAGAGCCCAGAUAUUGAGGUUGUGGAGUGGAAGCCGUGGAAACAUGAUUUGGCAUGGUCUAUCAUCGCAAAGCUCUACUUCGCCGACGGCGGCGCCGACGUGAAAAAAGCCGUCGAUUCCUCCGGGGAGCCCUGGUGCCCCCUGGCCAAAUUCAUCCUCCACGAAAACCCGCACGUAACCUCCCACACGAUCCCCACGCUCUGGGACGCCGUGUCCGAGCGCGACGCCUACCGCACCGCGUACGCGAACCUCUGGAACGCGCACCCCGUCGACGUAAUCCUGUCACCCGCAGGCCCUGGCGUCGCGACUAAACACGGCACCGGCCGCUACUGGGGAUACACCGCACAGUGGAAUCUGCUCGAUUACCCGGCCAUUGUGUUUCCUACGACUGAUGCUGUGGGGGAUGCUGCGCGCGAGGGCGAGUAUGAGUACCCGGAGGGUUAUGAGCCACUAGGCGAUAUAGAUGAGUACGUGUAUGGGUUGUGGAAGGAGCAUGGCGCGGAGGGAUAUAAGGAUGCGCCGAUUUCGUUGCAGCUUGUUGGACGGAGGUUUGACGAUGAGAAGCUAUUUAGGGCUGCGCAGAUUCUACUCGAGGAAGCUGGGUUGCCGGCUGCUGUUCCCGCGUAGGGUGGCUGUUGGGUCGAGGGCUGAUCUAUCUUGAGCUUAAUGCAAGCUUUUCUUCUCAAAUAUGUAGUAGUUUUAUAUUUAUGGCUUAGCUACUUAGCAAAAUGGUAUGCUAAAUAUUAAGGGGCCCUGGUUUUGGGCUUUGAAAUGAAUAUGUUUUGUAGUUGACGUAGCUCAGAGUCCUA
This is a messenger RNA of Daldinia decipiens, 2192 nucleotides long. RefSeq names its product amidase. The coding region runs from base 325 to 2010 and encodes 561 amino acids. The transcript has 4 exons. The record is from RefSeq and is a predicted model, not a curated record. Lineage: Eukaryota; Fungi; Ascomycota; Sordariomycetes; Xylariales; Hypoxylaceae.